This is a messenger RNA of Acanthosepion pharaonis, 831 nucleotides long. NCBI's taxonomy places the organism in Eukaryota, Metazoa, Mollusca, Cephalopoda, Sepiida, Sepiidae. The record is from the annotation of a GenBank genome assembly.
AUGCCGAGGGAAGGUAAAAAAAGUGUUAUCUAUCUAUCUAUCUAUCUAUCUAUCUAUCUAUCUAUCUAUCAUACCGAGGCAUUAACCACCUUCUUCUUCUUCUUCUUCUUCUUCUUCUUCUUCUUCUUCUUCUCCUCCUCCUCCUCAUCCUCCUCCUCAUCCUCCUCCUCUACCUCCCCCUUCUUCUUCUUCUUCUUCUCUACCUCCCCCUCCUUCUCCUUCUUCUUCUUACAUCUAUCUAUCUAUCUAUCUAUCUAUCUAUUUUUUUUUGCUCUCUCACUUUCCUCUUUUACUCAUCUCGUAAAUAGUUUUUUUUUUAUUUAUUUAUCAUAUUGUGUUGUUCUUUACUACGCCUCCUUUUCCACCAUCUUUUUGCCUCAUAUUACUGACGGAAAUUUUCUUUUCUUUCAGGGGCUUACUUCUUUCUUUCUUUCUUUCUUUCUUUCUUUCUUUCUCAAUUUAAUGUCUUGUACAGAUUCUAGAGAAGAUCUUUUCUUUCUUUCUUUUUUCUUUCUUUCUUUUCUUGUCUUGUACAAAUUCUAUAGAAUAUAUUUCUUUCUUUUCUUUCUUUCUCACAAACACACACACGCACACACACUCUUUCUUGCUUUCUUUCUUUCUUUCUUUCUUUCUUUCUUUCUUUCUUUCUUUCUUAGUAAAUAUUUUCUUUCUUUCUUUCUUUCUUUCUUUCUUUCUUUCUUUCUUUCUUUCUUUCUUUCUUUCUUUCUUUUUACUGUUUCCUUCUUACACCUGUGUUGUAGUCUUUAUUUCCCGACAUGUUUUUAUAGUCUUUCUUUCUUUCUUUCUUUCUUUCUUUCUUUCUUUCUUUAA